Stegostoma tigrinum is the source of this 852-nucleotide messenger RNA. It is a transcript of the gene eef1b2, whose product is annotated as eukaryotic translation elongation factor 1 beta 2. Lineage: Eukaryota; Metazoa; Chordata; Chondrichthyes; Orectolobiformes; Stegostomatidae. Bases 119 to 799 code for a protein of 226 amino acids. Gene Ontology annotation, cellular component: cytosol; eukaryotic translation elongation factor 1 complex. Gene Ontology annotation, molecular function: guanyl-nucleotide exchange factor activity; translation elongation factor activity. Gene Ontology annotation, biological process: translational elongation. The record is from RefSeq and is a predicted model, not a curated record. The transcript is spliced from 7 exons.
CGCCCUUUUUGUAACGGCUGCCGCUCGCGGUGGCGAAGCAAUCGGAGUUUAGGAGCUGCAAAGUCCACCGGCCUGCCCGUCACCUACCACCCCACUAUUCUCUACCUCUCUCUUGGACAUGGGAUUCGGCGAUCUCAAAUCUCCCUCCGGCCUCCAGGUGCUGAACGACUACCUGGCGGACCGGAGCUACAUCGAGGGGUAUGUUCCGUCACAAGCUGAUAUAGCUGUGUUUGAAGCUCUUGAUGCUCCACCAUCAGCUGACUUCCACCAUGCACUUCGCUGGUACAACCAUAUCCAAUCCUAUGAAAGCACCAAGGCUUGCCUUCCAGGUGUUAAGCAGCCCCUUAGUAAAUAUGGUCCACAAAAUGUAGCAGAUACAACAACAGCAAAAGCUGUGGAUGACAAUGAUGACGACAAUGACAUUGAUCUCUUUGGAUCUGAUGAUGAAGAGGAAAGUGCAGAGGCUAAAAGGCUUAAAGAAGAACGUCUAGCCCAAUAUGAAGCUAAGAAGUCCAAAAAGCCAGCACUUAUUGCUAAAUCAUCUAUUUUGUUGGAUGUGAAGCCAUGGGAUGAUGAAACUGACAUGAUCAAAAUGGAAGAGUGUGUCCGUUCAGUGACUAUGGACGGCUUACUUUGGGGUGCCUCCAAACUGGUUCCUGUGGGUUAUGGCAUCAAAAAGCUACAGAUUCAGUGUGUAGUUGAAGAUGACAAGGUGGGAACAGAUAUGCUGGAAGAAGCUAUUGUUGCAUUUGAAGAUUAUGUUCAAUCUGUUGAUGUUGCAGCCUUCAACAAAGUGUAGAAUGACAACAAAUGAACACUUAAUAAAAACUGGCAUGUCCAGAACUAAACCUG